AUGACUGAUGGUUUCUGGUUAUUCGAAGGCUUGGAAGAAGAACCAUACGGUUUGCUGCCACUCGUCAACUUAUCUGGAAAAGGUGGUCCGACAAGUACUAAAUAUGUAGACAGAAUUGGAAGUUACCAGUGGUACCUGCCUGAUGAUACGCCUACUAUAUUGAUCCCCGGAAUGCCGGUCGAGUCAUUCUUCUGGCCUGGUGGCAAGCUGACUCAGGACCACGGAGUAGUGAUCUAUGACGUCAAUCAUCUCAAGGUACGAGAUGGAUCGUUGGAUGCGGCCAUUAUUGCUGCAAAACUGCUUUCCGAGAAAAAGAAGAAACCGCUCGAUUUUGGACAAUUCGAUUUCAUCACCGAUGCCGUGAAUUUGCAGAAACUUUUUGCAUUCUGUCAGGAAGCUGGAGAAGGUCUAUUUCGGAUCGACUGCGAACGAGUAGGCAAAACAUGUAUUCUUUCCAGAGUGGAAGCAUCAGAUCUCAUGGAAAUCGGUCACGUCACUUUUGAUCAGAACCUCAAAAAGAAGAUGACACGGCCACGAGGAAAACAUGCGACAGGACCUUUCGAACAGUUGAUGGCUUACCAGUUUGGCUCAUUUCGUAUAAUGGUUCGAUUUGAAGUGGACUGCGCUGACUUCGCUGCUGUAAAAUGUCCACCAGUUACCGUUGACGCUUCCGAGGCUCUACCUGAAAAGAAGAAGACACCUGAGAAUUCAAAUAUUGAGAUCAUAGAAUAUGGUGAAAUGCCCCGAGAUGUACCACUACAGCUUUUGACCACUUAUCCUCAAGGUGCAGGAUUUCCAUUUUUCACUUGGGCACAGCUCUUCUUUACUAAUGCGAAUCAGGAAAUUGUUGGUUGGUUCAAAGGAAAUGGCGACUUCGGCAAACCCUCAAUCUACACACAGCAAGAUAUUUCUAAAAUGAUGAAACCGCUCCCAUAUGUUACACUAAGCAGAGUACACGACUGCCUCGGAAAAAUCCACAAAUUUCUCACGAAAAACGAUCCAGAAUUCCGAUGUGGGCUCAUUUGGAAAGGCAAAAAUCACCUAGAAAUUUUUGCUAAGGAUCCUGCAUCCAAUGGUGGUCUUUCCAAAGGAGUUCGAGAAUUUUUGUCCACACAAUGCAAAGAUGUUGUUGAUGAUGAAGAGAAGUAAGCGAUAUUGCCUCAACUAAAUUUUAUAUCUCUUUUUUGUAUGUAACUGUUCUUGCCAUAGCCAUAAAUUCCGAGUCGUAAUGUAAUAACCUAAGCAUAUUGUCUCUACAUUUAACUCUAUAUGCUAGUCUCGUUGUUGAUUGUGUCACGAAAAAAAAUUACGUGUUAAUAUUGUAUAUCAGUCAAUAAAUAAAGCUUUGCAAUUGAAC
This is a messenger RNA of Cylicocyclus nassatus, 1357 nucleotides long. The record is from the annotation of a GenBank genome assembly. NCBI's taxonomy places the organism in Eukaryota, Metazoa, Nematoda, Chromadorea, Rhabditida, Strongylidae.